This is a messenger RNA of Geodia barretti, 1449 nucleotides long. The record is from the annotation of a GenBank genome assembly. NCBI's taxonomy places the organism in Eukaryota, Metazoa, Porifera, Demospongiae, Tetractinellida, Geodiidae.
AUGAACAACGCGUUGCAACAGACCAUCGAGGCGCUGGCGAAGGAAAAGGGCAUCGAAGCCGAUAUCAUCAUCACCGCGAUUGAAGACGCGGUGCUCACCGCGUCCCGUAAGUACUACAAGACAGACGAGAACCUGCGCACCAAGUUCAAUCCGGAGACCGGGCAGGUGGAAUUGUUCGCGGUUCGGCGGAUUGUGGAAGACGUGACCGAUCCAGCAGCCGAGAUCUCGCUGGCUGAAGCUCACGAUCUGUACGGCGACGAGGCCGAAGCGGGCAUGGAGAUCGAAUUCCCCAAGCCGACCGAUGUGCUGGGACGCAUCGCCGCCCAGACGGCCAAACAGGUCAUCUUCCAGAAGGUGCGCGAGGCCGAGCGCGAGAAUGUGUUCGCCGAGUACAGCCAGCGGGUGGGCGAAGUGGUGAACGGCCUCGUCAAAGGCUUCGAAAGCGGCGACAUCGUCGUCGAAAUUGGACGCGUUGAAGCGCUCCUGCCUCGUCGUGAGCAGUCGCGCGCCGAGAACUACACGACCGGCGACCGGGUGCGAGCUGUAAUCAAGGAUGUCAACAAGAACACGAAAGGACCACAGAUCGUUCUGUCCCGCACCGCUCCGAUGCUGCUGAUCAAGCUGUUCGAACAGGAGGUGCCCGAGAUCUACGACGGCACCGUCGUCAUUCGGGGUGCAGUUCGCGAAGCGGGCGACCGGGCCAAGGUCGCAGUGGCGUCUCGCGAGCGGGAGGUUGAUCCGGUCGGGGCCUGUGUCGGGAUGAAGGGCACGCGCGUGCAGGCGAUCAUCCGCGAACUGCGUGGUGAGAAGAUUGACAUCGUCGAGUGGUCCGAAGACGCAGCCACCUUCGUAACGAACGGCAUCAGCCCCGCACGCGUGCAGCGGGUGUCCGUGGUCGACGAGGUUGACCGGGUGAUCGAGGUGGUGGUCGAAGAUCGCCAGUUGUCUCUCGCGAUCGGCAAGAAGGGCCAGAACGUACGGCUUGCCGCCAAACUGACCGGCUGGAAAAUCGACAUCAAGAGCGAAGAGGAGAAGCGUCGCGAGGUGGAGGCCCAAUUCGACGGACUGGGCGCCGAGCCGGCGCCGCUGUCGGUGCCUGGACUCGACGAAGAGAUGGUCGAGAAACUGAAUGCCGCCGGUAUCGAAACCGUGGAACGCAUGGUCGCCGCCAGCGCUUCGGAGUUGAGCGAGGUACUUGGCAUCUCGGAGGGUGCGGCCGAAGCGCUGCGUCAGGGAGCGGAAGCCGCCACGAUGGCCGCAAGUGGCGCAGUCGGCAGCGGAACCACGGAGGCGGUACCCCAAGAGGGGAUUGAGCCGCUCCCCGGCUCGCCAGUUGCCGUCGCCGACGCGCCUGUCGCAGCGGCGGUACCCGCUCCCGCAACGACAGGACCGGAGACCGCCCCAGCCGAGGCAACGACCCACGGAGAGCGGGCUCCGGGGGAUGGAUAG